CCGAGACGCCCGCCUCUCCUGCUCCUCCUUUCCUAGGCCGUAGGAACCCCCAGGGGACAGCCCGGCCCCGACGCCAUACGGGGCUUUGCCCACAGCCUGAAACAACAUGAAGCAGUUUCAACUGGAAUUAUUCCAUAAAUACUAUUGAUGCUGAAAAUGCAAAAUGAAUGCCCUGCAGAGUUUCAUAAAUGGAGUUCCAGUCUGCCUUCUAUCUAAAUGAUUCUCAGCUCAACUUGUCCAUCUAUAUCUGUUUGAGGUCCCUGAUGUUCUGGAGCUUGACAUAAUCAAUACAAUAUCACCCACAAAUAGGAACAUCAGAGGACUUCAUUAUCCACUUUUACUCUGUUUCUGACAUUUUCCAUGAUGUUGACAUAUACCUUUGGUGAGCAUCCCUCUUAUGUUUUAUGCUUUGUUUGAUUUACUAAACUGAAAUGUUGUUUAUCUGAUUACAUUCAUCAAGGAAUAUUGUAUUAUCUUAAUGUACUUAUGAGAGACUUCUUAUUCAAAAGGAACCCUUAAGUGGUGUUGUUCUAAUGUGUGAAGUCAGAGGUUUCUUUAUUGUCCAAAAAAAAAAAAAGCCACUAAAUACAGCAUCUUUAGGUGAAUGUACUUUGAGGCAAUUGGAUGACUAAUAUGCUGUAAAAAUCUUUUGUGUUCACAGUUUUAAGGUUCUCAGAAUACAUGUGUAGAUCAUAGCAGUAGUGUGGAGUUCAUCUUGUUUUGUCCUUUUUGUGGCUUGAAUUGGAUUUUUAUUGCUUUAAGGGAUACACCAGAAGUCGGGGUAUUAGCCAUGGAGUCUCGUCAGAGUGAGAGCAGCACAGAAAGUGAAGAAAUAAAGAAAGAGGGGCACUUGGCCUCCGAGGCUAAAGUCCACUUCAAAGUGACACGGUUCAUCAUGGAGGCUGGUGUCAAGCUAGGGAUGCAAUCCAUUCCAAUUGCCACAGCUUGUACCAUUUACCAUAAAUUUUUCUGUGAGACCAAAUUAGAUGCAUACGACCCUUACCUCAUAGCCAUGUCAGCCAUUUACUUGGCCGGUAAAGUAGAGGAACAACAUCUCAGGACAAGAGACAUCAUCAAUGUCUCUCACAGGUAUUUAAAUCCCAAGAGUGAACCUCUAGAGUUAGACUCCUGGUUCUGGGAACUGAGGGAUAGCAUCGUUCAGUGUGAAUUACUUAUGUUGAGAGUUUUGCAUUUCCGAGUCUCAUUUCAGCAUCCCCACAAAUAUCUGCUCCACUACCUUAUUUCUUUAAAGAACUGGAUGAAUCGACACAGCUGGGAGAGGACUCCCGUCUCCCUAGCAGCCUGGGCCCUGCUGCGGGACAGCUAUCAUGGAGCAUUGUGCCUGCAGUACCCUGCCCAGCACAUAGCAGUAGCAGUGCUCUAUCUCGCUUUGCAGUGCUAUGGAGUGGAGGUGCCUGCCGAUUCUGAGGCAGAAAAGCCCUGGUGGCAGGUCUUCAGUGAAGACCUUACCAAGCCAGUCAUUGAUAACAUUGUAUCUGACCUGAUUCAGAUUUACACAAUGGAUACAGAAAUCCCUUAAUUGCUCUAGGACCAUCCAAGGAGAAGCAAAGCUUUGCUUUGUCUGAGAACUGGAUUUGACCCCACUAAUAGGGGUCACAACUACAAAGAGUUGCUAAGUCACAGGGAUCAACUUUGCAUCUGCAAAGGGGGAAGAAAUAAACUUGGGUUGCUUUCUGAUGACUUUUUUAGGUGCUGAUGCAGUGGAUGGGUAAUAAUAGGUGUUCCUCUUGAGCAGGUUUGAGAGAAGUUAUGUUUGGAUGAUGAAAAAGGAAUGUACUGUGUUCGAUUGCCUUUUGCACCUUAGGAAAUUUUUGAAGAUUACUCCUUUGAAUUUGGUGCAAACUGUAUUUAGACAUCUCUUCAUUAAAACAAAAACCAAAAUAUCCUUUGGGAUAUCUUUUUAAGCCAUACAUAAACUUAAUCUUCCAACAUAAUGAAUAGUAUUUUGUUUUACAUAAUAAAAGAUAAAUAUUUUGUAAAGCUGUGAAAAUGGGCAUAUAAUUUUAAAACUUUUAAUGUUCUAUGGAUCAAACUGGGGAUAUGGGAGUGUGGGGAGGUGAUUUAGCCAUAAUUUAUUUUUCCCAUUUUGUGUUAUUUUCCUUUCCUUGAAAUGUUAUAAAAUGUGAUCGUCUUUUCAACACAAAUGUUCUUUCGGGAAUCCCAUAUGUUAAUAAUCUUGAAACACCUUGAUCUCUGAAGAAUCAAAGUUUUCUAGUAAACACUGGGGCAAAUGAGAGCUAUUAAUGGGCAAAUAGUAAGCCCAUAGAGGAAGAGACAGUAGGGAUGGGUUAUUCUCAUCACCCAGAGAGGGCGUUGCCCUCAUGGAUGAAUUCAUGAAUUGAUUGAAGUUUUGAGAGCCAACAGUUGGCCAAAAGAAACAGCUCAUCUUAAAAUUUUUAACAGGUCAUUUCCAAAACAAAUUUGCUGUUUAUAUGUUACACCUGUUCAUUGGUUUCCUAAAUACAAUGAUUUUUUCUUAUGUUUCUGA
Messenger RNA from Antechinus flavipes (yellow-footed antechinus), 2509 nucleotides. Its product is annotated as cyclin-Q-like. Gene Ontology annotation, molecular function: cyclin-dependent protein serine/threonine kinase regulator activity. The coding region runs from base 791 to 1540 and encodes 249 amino acids. NCBI's taxonomy places the organism in Eukaryota, Metazoa, Chordata, Mammalia, Dasyuromorphia, Dasyuridae. Gene Ontology annotation, biological process: regulation of transcription by RNA polymerase II. The transcript has 3 exons. Gene Ontology annotation, cellular component: nucleus. The record is from RefSeq and is a predicted model, not a curated record.